Messenger RNA from Debaryomyces tyrocola, 447 nucleotides. The record is from the annotation of a GenBank genome assembly. NCBI's taxonomy places the organism in Eukaryota, Fungi, Ascomycota, Pichiomycetes, Serinales, Debaryomycetaceae.
AUGAUAUCAAAAAAUGCAGAGAAAACCAGUGUUUUCCUUAAUGAACAGGAUACAUCUACAUCUUCUAUUCUUUCUGCCGCAAACAGUAGCCCAAUAACUAUAAUAGAUGCUGAUAAUGGAGAAGCAGAAACUAUUACGAAGGAUUGGAGUUAUGAAGAAGAAAUGAAAGUCACCAGAAAAUUGGAUUUUCUCUUGAUGCCUUUGCUUUUCUUUGCAUUCUUUAUCUUACAAAUUGACAGAGGAAAUAUCUCAAAUGCUUUAACAUCCACCUUAAAAGAAGAUGUAGGUUUGGACAACAAUAAGAUAAAUGUAGGAACAGCCUUAUUCAACAUAGGUAUUGUUGCUUUGGAAAUUCCAAGUAAUAUUUUGCUACAAAAGUUCGGUCCAAGUCGUUGGUUGAGUUUCCAGAUAGUUGCAUGGUCACUUUGUGCAACUUUGUAUGACUGA